GUUAUAAAGCCUGCAGCAACCGCAGAUUUUUAUUGAGGCAAAUCACUUCAUCCUUGGGCAAUAAAAAGCUGAUUGGAUCAUUUGAUCUAAAAAAGCUUCAACCAUCAUAUUGUUAAUUACUUCCAAUUAAUAUGGGCUGUGCUAUCAUUAACCUUCUCCUAAUAAUUUUUAUAUAUGAAGCCAGCGCCGACACACAAACUGCAACAGAACCAGAAGUGGUCAGAACUUCACAAGACUUCCACUACUGCUGUGAUUAUAAGCAGGCUAGAGGAAACUACGCAGCCAACAGCCCCUAUCAGACCAACCUCAACACCCUUUUGUCCACUCUCACUUCCAAUACAGAUAUUGACUACGGUUUCUACAAUUUCACAAACGGCGAAAACCCCGACAAAGUGUACGCCAUUGGGCUGUGCAGAGGAGAUAUUAAUCCAGAUGAAUGCCGUAACUGCCUCAAACUUUCCAGAGCCAAUCUCACAGAGCUCUGUCCAGUUCAGAAGGAUGCAAUUGGGUGGUACGAGGACGACAAAUGCAUGUUGCGCUACUCAGACUACAAAAUAUUUAACAAGGUGGAAGAUGGACAAACGUAUUAUGCUGGCUCCGAGGAAAUUGCAACGGACUUGGAUCAGUUCACAAAAGAUCUCAAAAACUUGAUGAAUACCUUAAAAGGCAAAGCUGCAUCAGGUGACUCUCGUCUCAAGUAUGAUGUAGGAAGCAUACCUGGUCCUGAUAAUAAGCACAUAUAUGGUCUUGUUCAGUGCACACCGGACUUGUCAGGGUCAGAGUGUGAUGAUUGCUUGGGGCGGUCCAUUCAAGUCAUCCCAACAGAUUGUUGUGAAAGCAGAACAGGUGGUAAGGUUGUUAGACCCAGUUGUAAUUUGAGGUUCCGAACCUCAGGUCCGUUCAAUGAAGCAUUUGUUGAAGGUUGCAGCAAUGCUAAAAUCAUUUCAUUUAAGUGCCACUUACUUAUUAGCGUUGUCGUGGUAAUAGUAGUACCAGUUGUUGUGGUCGUCGCUGCUGUGGUGCUCAUUUAUAUCUACAUCUAUCCUAAAAAAGAUCCUAUUCCAGAAAAAGAAGAAAUCGAAAUUGACAAUUCUGAGUCAUUGCAAUUCAGCAUUAACGACAUACGAAAUGCUACAGAUGACUUCUCCGAUUACAAUAAAAUUGGAGAAGGUGGAUUUGGUGCUGUUUACAAGGGAAGGCUUUCCAAUGGACAAGAGAUUGCCAUCAAAAGGUUGUCUGGAAAAACUAGCCAAGGAGAUAGAGAAUUCGAGAACGAAGUUCGUUUACUAUCUAAACUUCAGCACCGAAAUUUAGUUAGGCUACUUGGUUUCUGUGUGGAAGGAAAAGAAAGACUACUUGUCUAUGAAUUUGUUAUAAAUAAAAGCCUUGAUUACUUCAUAUUUGAUCAAACUAAGAGAGCACAAUUAGAUUGGGAAAAACGCUACAAAAUCAUUACUGGUAUUGCUCGAGGCAUUCUCUACCUCCAUCAGGAUUCUCGAUUGCGCAUUAUCCAUCGUGAUCUCAAACCAAGUAACAUCCUCUUAGAUGAAGAGAUGAAUCCUAAACUAUCAGAUUUUGGUUUGGCAAGACUGUUUGAUGUGGACCAAACUCUUGGUCAUACAAAUAGACCUUUUGGAACCAGUGGAUACAUGGCACCUGAGUAUGUAAAUGGAAAGUUUUCAGAGAAGUCAGAUGUUUUUAGUUUUGGCGUAUUGGUUCUUGAGGUUAUAAGCGGCCAGAAAAAUAGUGGCAUUUGGAACGGAGAGAAGAAGGAGGAUCUACUAAGUAUUGCAUGGCGAAACUGGAGGGAAGGAACAGCUGCAAAUAUUGUAGAUGCCACCUUAAUCAAUGGUUCACAAAAUGAAAUAGUGAGAUGCAUCCACAUUGGGUUACUCUGUGUUCAAGAAAAUGUAGCUGCCAGACCCACCAUGGCUUUCGUUGUAACCGUGUUUAAUAGCCAUUCUCAAACUCUCCCAGUACCUUUAGAACCUGCAUAUUAUGAUGAUAGUGCACAAUUACCAGAGUUUAAUUCCGGGGCAACAAUCGAGUAUACAACUAGAUCAACAUCGGGGGAAGAAGGCCAAUGAGGCUGCUGAAAAGUAUCACAUCACUGAAUUCCUCUAAUACAGCUAAUAUUUAUGAAUUUCAAUUAAUUUUAAGAUGGCAUAUACUGAGUUGUAACUUAUAAAUCUAUUCAUUCGUAGUUUGGUGCAAACUGUUUGUCCUUGUGUUAUGUUUUAGGGGAGUGCUAGUAAGUACUCUUACUAUUAUUUCAAUAAAUGAUAAAGAGUGUUAAAUAAGAUAUGUUAGUAACAUUUUUCUAUGUUUUAUAAUUUAUAAUAAUCAAUUUACAUAAA
This is a messenger RNA of Glycine soja, 2357 nucleotides long. Its product is annotated as cysteine-rich receptor-like protein kinase 29. The record is from RefSeq and is a predicted model, not a curated record. Lineage: Eukaryota; Viridiplantae; Streptophyta; Magnoliopsida; Fabales; Fabaceae. The transcript is spliced from 7 exons. The coding region runs from base 132 to 2087 and encodes 651 amino acids. Gene Ontology annotation, biological process: protein phosphorylation. Gene Ontology annotation, molecular function: ATP binding; protein kinase activity.